GACUGGUUUCAUCAGAAGCAUGGAGCUAUAAACAUAAGACAUCUAUACAUGGGAGAUGUCUGCUCAAGUACAGAAAAUCUAGAAAAAGGGACAAGAGUAAUUGUUUCCGUUAUUGAGAGUGAGAAAGCAAUUAAAAAUGAAAAAUACGAAUGUGAUAAGGAAAUCUUCAAUGUUGUUUAUAAACUUUGGGAUGAAGUUUCCGUGCCGGAAGAAAGAAGGAAAGGGAGAAAGCAUGAUCAUGAAAAGAUAAAAGAGAUCAACAGCUACCUGAAAAAAAAUGCCGACUCAAUUUGUAGACAACACUCAAACAUUGAAAUCAUCCGUGGAUCACUAGUUCGAAUUAAAACUAACAAGGCUAAGAAAGUUCAAACAAUAUCUGAACCCUGUAUAGCAAUAUAUUGUUCCUAUAAAGGUGUUGUACCCAUCGGUGAAAAAGAAUUUCCUCGAGUAAUGGAUGGAUACGCUACGGAUAUAAGGGAAGGUUUUUUCCAUCUGCAUAAAAACUAUGAUAUUUAUGCAAACUCGGAUGAUCUGCUUGAACCAUUACGAAUGGGUGCAAGCAUAUCAAAAGAUCAAGAUGGAACAGGAAAAGGAACUCUUGGUGGAUUUGUUGAGUUGAAGAAUGGCCGCGUUGGAUUUUUAACCUGUGCCCAUAUUUUUCAUAAUGCAGAAGAAAUGAUGCAACGUCCCUUAGAUAUUCCAUUUCCUAUAGUGCAACCAUCUGCAUCCAAAGAAGGAUCACAACGGUGUGGCAAGAUAUUAAAAUCAGCUUUUCCUUUCUCUACCAUUGUAGACGGAGUCAGUGUAGAUGCAACAGUUGUGGAGUUAACUGAACGGGUUCCAGACAGAGCACUGUUUGCAAACCUGACGACGGCGCGAUUGAAAACACUUGGAUUAUCUAGAAGCAGGAUUCCACGAGUUUGUUGUGGUAAAAUGCGCUCUAUGGAAGAAGCACAAGAUCGUCCGAAUGAGAAAGCUUUGAAAUGUGGCAUGGAGUCUGGAUUAACUCUUGGUGGAGUGGAAGAAAGCGAUUCCUAUGUCAGACUAAGAAAUAUAUCUCCCACAGGUCAACGCUUUUAUACCAUGUAUAUGUCACAACUUGCAAUACGCGGUAGAGAUGGCACUCGAUUUUCUAAAAAAGGAGACUCCGGUGCUCUGGUUUUCCAGUUUAAGGAUCUACAUAAUUUAAAAUGUAUAGGCAUGGUCGUUGGUGAGGGUGGCGGUUUUUCAUAUGCCACUCCAAUCACAUCUGUCCUUGAAGCACUGAAAGUGAAGCUCAAAGAUUUUCAAUCCAAAAUAAAAGGGACCUCAAUAAAGCAUUGGAAAAAAUACUUAUUUUAUUAAGGAAAAGGUGAUCAAUGGACAGGGUUUUUUUUUAAACUUCAAAUUAAUUAAGGUUUAGAUUAUUUUUAUCUCAUGAUCAACAGUUCUACCAGAAGAUAGAUUGUUUUUGAGAUUGCUCGUGAAAACAAGAAAGUCCAGUCUCAGCAAUACAUGUAUUAGUAUUGUAUUUGCGUUAACAUUUACCUUCACACGAAAGCAUCUUUAAAUACCUUUAUACACUUUCAAUCAAAUCUGGAAUUUGGGUUGGGAUCACGGUUUUGCAUCGGAAUAAAAGGUGGUGGAUCUUUUUGUCUUUCAUUGAAUUGUAUAUUUUCAUGUUUAUUUGUGACGAUCUUUGUACAUAUAUAUUUUUGCGACGCAUCUUUUCAGAAUCAUUUUCAGGAACAUAAGUAAAUAAGCUACUAUCUUUAAAUUGAAAUUAAAACUGAAAAUUAAAUGUGAAAUUAUAUCAAUCACUUUGAAUUCUUUGAAAAGCUUAAGUGAAUGUGAAAUCUUAGAAUGCACCACCUUCAGUUUUGAUACCGUCUUGUGAUUUUAUUGGAGCAAUACCAUAUUCAUAAAUUACAGUUUCUCGUUACAGGUAAGCAAAUAUAAGUUAAAGAUGUACAUACAAAUUUCACAUUAGAUUCUUUGCCAUGAUGGUCUCAGUAGCAAAUUUUUACAUAUUUUAAUUAUUAAUUUAUGAGCACAACUUAUUAGUAUCUUUUGAUACAUAAGUAUUUUUACAACUUAUUUUUUUAGUAAUUUCUUCACCAUUAUUUCCUUACCCAUUUACACCGGUUCCUUUGAGAAUGAGAUUAUGAAAUCGAAACAUAGUUUACGGACAUGAUCAUCUACUCAUGCCACGAUUUGAUUCAGCAUAUUCUGCUCUCUCCUACCAGAAUGAAAGAGGGUCACACAUUUUGUCGUGGUUUGUGGCAAUGGGACAUUAUUUGAUAUCUUGUUUGAUAUAACAGGAUUAAGAGUGAGCUUAGGUUCAGACAUUCUAAGUUUAUUUGCAAAUUGUAUUCAUUUGUAAGUACCGAUGUUUGAAUGUUUGUAAAAUAAGUAGGAGGUCUGACAUUUAAAAAGUUAUUUUCUAUGAUUGAAAUGACCAUACAUGACAAAUGCUUCCCCUUUUCUACUAAUAGUGGAAAAAGAGAGGUUUUCUUAAUUGAGUCGUUGCGUCAAUGAUAUAGUUUUCCAAUUUAUCAGAUAUACAACACAGAAUCACUGUUUCUGAAAAGUAGACGAAUUCUAUAUAAUACGGAUCAACCCAUGAUGGUUAACACAAAAGUUUCUAAAACAGACUACACCCUAUAGGUUCUUUUAUUUUUUCCUGAAUCUCUGGAAAUCACAUCCUUUAUUUAUCAAAAUAUAUAUCUCUAUCCAUGUUUUUCUCAUACUCUCUCAGAAAUAAGAUGGUCUAUGAACUGUCUUGAUUUGACGAUGACAUAUGUGUUAUAAUUAGUUUUUGAUACAUGUAUAUAAUUAACAACUCUCAAGAGAGCUAACUGGUUAAUUAACAUUCCAUAUGAAAAAUCCAAAUUUUCCGAUAUCGAAUGCUUUUUCUUUAAAUGUUUUAUAAUGAAUUCUUGUGAACAACCAAAAUAUUCUUAUGCAACAAAAUAUUGGUUGCUUUAAGCUCAACCUGAAAUAACCAUUUUUAUCUGAUCACAAUUUCUUCUGUUGUCAGUCUGUCUGAAAACGUUUACGUUUUCAAAUUCUUCUUUAUAUAAGCUCAGGACUUUUUGAUAAACUUCGCUUAAUACAUGCCUGGGUAAAAAGGAUUAAAAGAUGUUCAAUUCAAGGUCAUUCUUCCUCAAAUGCGGACAUAAUUUAAAGUAAUUAAAAAUUUAAUGUCAUCUUUAAAAAAAAAUGAUCAAGAGCCACUGGGCAAGAAAAUAUAAAAGGAUCCUCAUUUAGCACAGAUUCAAAAUUGCUCAAUAACAUGACCUCCAUGGAUGAGUGGGACCACAAUGGAAAAUCAAUUUUUUCAUAGAUUUAUAUAGGCAAACUUGUUUUAAAUUCCCUUUAAAAAUUUAAUUAUAACUGAUUUAUUUUUUGUGGAAGCAUAUUCCAUUAAAAUAGCCUAUCAGAUUUGUUCGAAAAUUGGUAGAAUUUGGCCACAAUGGGCAAUCAAAUUUUUCAAAUAAGAAUUAAAGCACAUAUGCUUCUAAAGACCACCAACGCGACGAUAAGUUAUAGUUUUAUGAAAGCAUCCUUGGGAAGUUUGGAAUAAAAGUUCUACACAUCAUUACCCCUUGGUUAGUCUGUGGCCACAAUGUACUUGUACAAUGUACAAAGUACUUGUAAUGCAUAGAGAACAAUCCCUAAGAUUUCUUAAGAACAACAGCUCAUAUAUAGUUCAUAUUAAGCCGAUAUUGAGGCAUCCGCAGGUUGUAAUUAAUUAUUUUUUUCAGGAUUCGGAUGCCCCCACAAUGUACACGUUUUACAAAAGAAAUAAUCUGCUGCUUAAAACAGCAGGGCCAUAGAUAAUCAGGUGUGCGUUGUGACUCAUGGUCUACUUGUUUUUUUAUGACCUAUUCCACUCCUGAAAAUGGAGCUUUUUUUUAAAAUAUAGAUUUUUUUGUAUUACACUGUGUGUUUCAUUUUUUGUAGUAUUUCGUAAUAACUUCCAUUUAUUGUAAUUGGGUGACUUGUUUGUUUAGUAUGAGGUAGGGUUUUAUUUCGUUGUAUUCAUCAGGUAGAGAUUGUCCACAUAAAUACACCAUAUACAUAUUGGGUACUCAUUAUUCAGAACAUGCACUACAGCAAAAAGGAAUUCAAUAUCGGCUCAUACCUGUACGUGGUCAGUAUUAUUCAUAUAUAGCGAUGUUCAUAUUGGUUUAACUCAUUGUCUUUCGGUAUAUAUAAGAUUGAUUGCAAGACAUAUCAAAUUUAUAAAAUGUGAAAAAAGAAAUUUCGACAAACGUUAAUUUUAUUUAAAAUUGAGGAACACAUGAUGACCAUAUAUAGGCAGAUCACGUGGGUACCUAGAAAGUCAGCAAGUUAUCGCAAUGUCAUAGAAAUUGUUUCUGGGGAUUACAUCUGUGCGCACUCUGAAAUCAUCGGUUGCAGUUUCUUCUAGAUAUUUUUUGCUAAAUUUUAUAACUUGUUUUCUUUCAAAGUACAAUAUGUAAAUGUGUUCAAUAUUAAUUAAUUAACAAUAUGCAUGUCUCUUAUUUUAAUUUUUGUAUUGUAAUUAUUUCAAAAGUUAACGCAACUCAACUAAGACAUGGGAAAGUUUUUAAAUGUUAAAAAUUUUUAAUUGUGUUUUCGUUUUUCAGGAUGUUCUUGUUAAAUUUGUUAUUUUAUUGUAAAUAGAGUUGCGGUUUCUUCGGAAUAAACUCUUUUACUUUUGUCAGGUGUCUUCUUUUACGAACUCAACAAGCUAUAUGCAACAAUUAAAAUAUAGACAGGGUUUCGUUAUAAUCAAA
Molecule: messenger RNA, 4763 nt
Organism: Saccostrea cuccullata (small rock oyster)
Lineage: Eukaryota; Metazoa; Mollusca; Bivalvia; Ostreida; Ostreidae
Exons: 3
Coding region: 49-1344 (431 amino acids)
Source: RefSeq, a predicted model, not a curated record